Harpia harpyja (harpy eagle) is the source of this 2134-nucleotide messenger RNA. It is a transcript of the gene CPPED1, whose product is annotated as calcineurin like phosphoesterase domain containing 1. The coding region runs from base 122 to 1003 and encodes 293 amino acids. The record is from RefSeq and is a predicted model, not a curated record. Gene Ontology annotation, molecular function: hydrolase activity. The transcript has 5 exons. Lineage: Eukaryota; Metazoa; Chordata; Aves; Accipitriformes; Accipitridae.
CUCCGGCGGGGCUUCUCCCGCUCGCGCCCAGGCACCGCCCCCGGCGGAGGCGGUGCCGCCCCCUCGCCGUCCCGGGGCCAGGUGGCGGCUCCCGGCAGCGGCCGCACAGCGGGCAGGAGCUAUGGCGACGGAGGGGGACACGUUUCUGAAAGCCCGGGGCAGGACUCUGACCGCCUUCCGCCAAGAUGAUGAGUACCAAUGGAGGGGCCCCUUCUACUUCAUCCAAGGAGCAGAUCCUCAGUUUGGACUAAUGAAAGCUUGGGCAGUUGGAGACAUGCACAAUGGAGAUGAUGAAUGGGGAGAAGAAAUCAAAUUAGCAGAGCAAGCAGUGCAGGCCAUUAACAAACUAAACCCUAAACCCAAGUUCUUUGUGUUGUGCGGAGACCUUAUCCAUGGAAUGCCAGGAACUCAAUGGAGAAAGGACCAAGAGCAAGAUUUGAAGAAUGUUCUGAAGAACACUGACCAGGACAUCCCAUUGGUAUUCGUCAGUGGAAAUCAUGAUAUCGGCAAUACUCCAACAAGAGAAACAAUAGAUAAUUAUUGCAAGAACUGGGGAGAUGACUACUUCAGCUUUUGGGUUGGAGGUGUUUUCUUUCUUGUGCUGAAUUCUCAGUUAUACUUUGAUUCUUCCAAAUGCCCUGAGUUAAAGCAAGCCCAGGAUGUGUGGCUCAAUGAGCAACUGGCUGUUGCUGAAAAACAGAAAUGCAAGCAUAUAAUAGUAUUUCAGCACAUCCCUCUGUUUCUGAGAAAACCUGAUGAAGACCACGAUUAUUUCAACUUGGAAAAAUCAGUUCGUCAAGAGAUAAUGGAAAAGUUUCAUAAAGCAGGCUGCUGUUAUUCUUCUUCCCCCGACCUGGCACCAGUCCUUCCUUCUGCUCUCUUGCCCUCUGAUUCAGUGUUCCCAACCACUCCAAAGGUAUUAAAGCUGUAUUUUCUGGACAUUACCAUAGGAAUGCUGGAGGGUCCUACAGAGGACUGGAAGUGGUGGUUUCAUCAGCAAUAGGAUGUCAGCUGGGAGAAGAUACACAUGGGCUUCGGGUGGUGGUUGUCACAGAUGAAAAGAUUGUUCACAGAUACUACAGUUUAAAUGAACUGAGCAGCCAAGGCAUAGAGAAAGAGCUGCUAGAUAUGCUUGCUAAGCAAAAUUAGGCUAUGUCAAAUGAUGUGAUUUUUUCUCCAUAUUAGACAAAUAGAAACAGUUUCAAAAAGUUUCCCCAAGCUGAAGAUAAAGAUUUCUGAUUGUGCACCAUGCCCCAGAACAGCUCUCAAUUUGUUAUCAUCCUAAAUAACAAGUUGUUGACAUGUUUCUCUCUUGAAAAUGAGACCUAUGUGGAAUAUGGAAGAAUAGCAGAAUUCAUAUGGUAAUGUGUCAUUGAAAAGAACAGUUCUGAGAAUUUUUACUUUGCUCCUAGAUACGACUUUGUUAGUAGAGAGAAAGUGUAUCAAAGAGUGAGAGUUGUAGCUUCUAGAUAACCCUUUAACUCAAGUCUAUUUUAGCUUUAUAUUUGAGAGGGUAUUUUAAAAUCAAGAAAUUUAGUAUUUUCUAUUACACUCUGGAAAAUAUAAACAGGACUCUUUUUACUCUACAAAAACAAUCUCAAAAAGUCUGAAAUCAACGGAUUUCCACUGACUUUUAGCAACCUUUGGAUCAGAUCUUGUUACCUAGAGAUUGUAUUUUAUCCCAUUUCCCAUACUUUAUUUUCUUAGCUCUUCGGAGCCAGCAGCAAUAUGAAAGCAAAGACAUUCUGUUUUGCAGUCACACCUUGGGUUUCUGUUACAUCCUAGUUUUAUAUAAUGAUAAGUCUAUAAAUGAAGCUAAUGUAGAUGCCACUGACAGAAACUAAACAUGGAAUGACUAUUUUCCUUUUGAAAUUUAAUUAAUAUUCAAUUAGCAUAUAUUCUUGCUAUAGCUUCAGAAGUUGGAAUAAUUGCAUGGGGAGAAUAUUCUGCACAGAAUACUGUUUUCAGAAGUCACUUUGUUGAUUCCUACGCAAGGGGAGAGCUUUGAUUUCCAAGUGGAAUUUAAGAAUGCCUUACUGUAAUAUUAUACAAUAUUGAAUGUUGAAAACCCUAAAAAGUAUCUUUUCUUCACUGGAAUAAGUCUUUAAAAAUAAAUUAUAUAAAAAGAAAUUUA